UGAAAUGAGCCGCAAGUACCAAACCGCUUUCCAGUCGUUCUCCAUCGAAUCUUUGAUCGGCGGCGGCAGCGAGACACCUCCAAUCGCGUCCGACGCAACUAUAUCGCCGCCGUCGUAUUAUUUGGACGCGGCCGCGAUGCAACUGCAGCAACGGUCGACGUUGGAACCGUCGUCGAUGUUGAACUUUGAUUAUUUGAGCGUGUUGCGAUUGCAGUCGGCCGCAGCGGCUGCUGCGGCCGCCGUCGGGAAAUCGUUCGCGCCGCGAUCGCUGUGGCCGUACUUGAGCGACGCGGUCGCAUUUCCCGGAACGCCACCGCCACCGCCGCUGUGUUAUCACGAUUACCGACGGUCAUUACUGCGCGACGUCGGCAACCGGCCUUCCCCGCCGCCGGUUUUUGGUUGCGACGCAGCCACUGACGACGACGCGGAUUCGGGUGACCCCGAAAAUCGCGACUUGCCGAAAGCAUGCACGACGGCCGUCGCCCAUGGAGGCCCGGGUGGCGGUGGUGGCUACGACGACGAUGACGACGGCGGUGGCGGUGGAAGAGACAACGGCGAAGAUAUCGACGACGACGAGGACGACGAAGACGAUGUUGACGAAGACCCGCGGUUCGGAAAAUGCCUAAAUGAUAUAGACAUUCUGCAAACAAGACAAAAUACAACUGCGCAGUCAUCAAAUGAAAACAAAUCUCGCCGAAGAAGAACAGCAUUCACUAGUGGUCAGCUUUUAGAAUUGGAGCGGGAAUUCCAGGCUAAAAAAUAUCUAAGUCUUACCGAAAGGUCCGAAAUAGCAAACUCAUUAAAACUUAGCGAAGUUCAGGUGAAGAUUUGGUUUCAAAACCGACGAGCGAAAUGGAAACGGGUCAAGGCCAGCUUGUUGUCCGGAAACGCGUGCGGCAACGAUGGCCAAAAGAGCAACGGCGGCGGGAACGCUAUGCGGGGCCGAUCGAAAUGUCCAAAUGGUGUCGUCGGCGGCGGCGGCGGGGCGGGAAAAAUCGUAGUGCCCAUACCGGUACACGUCAACCGGUUCGUGGUGCGGAGCCGACACCAACAGUUGGAGAAAUGCGCUUCUGGUUUUGCGCAUCUCCGACGAGGCAGCGAUGCGGACUUCAAAAUCAAAAGUCGGCUGCAGUUGUACACGUCCGCCAUUCUGUAGUCGGACACGGACAGAGGCCGCUGAGUUAGGCCUUUGUAUAGACACGUCAUCGUACUGCAAUAAUAUUAUAUAAAGCGCAAACUUUGGACAGAAAUGAAAGAAUAAAUAAUAAUAAUAAAUACAAAUUACGAUAUAAUAACCUAACCUAUACCUAUUAUGUAUAAUGGUUGUCAAGUGCUAUUUCUGAUAUGUCGCACCGCAGUGCAUUUUCAGACGAUUUUAAAAAAGGUAAUUUAUUUAAUGCAAUUUUUGAACUUAGACACACUAAUAUCUAUUAUAGGUACCUUGCUAUUUUCAAUUUGUGUAAAUCUGUGUACAUAUUUUUUAGGAUUAAUAUUAACAUGUUUUCAUAAAAUUCAAUAGGAAAUUUAUAAUUGUU
This is a messenger RNA of Acyrthosiphon pisum (pea aphid), 1535 nucleotides long. RefSeq names its product homeobox protein unplugged. The transcript is spliced from 3 exons. Gene Ontology annotation, biological process: regulation of nervous system development; regulation of transcription by RNA polymerase II. Bases 5 to 1156 code for a protein of 383 amino acids. Gene Ontology annotation, molecular function: RNA polymerase II transcription regulatory region sequence-specific DNA binding; DNA-binding transcription factor activity, RNA polymerase II-specific. The record is from RefSeq and is a predicted model, not a curated record. Gene Ontology annotation, cellular component: nucleus. Lineage: Eukaryota; Metazoa; Arthropoda; Insecta; Hemiptera; Aphididae.